CUUCGAUAUUUCGUACUUGUGGUAGACGACUUUCUUCGCUGACGAUAAGUUGGUAGAUGAAUUUCAAGUGCUCUGACAAUUGAAUACUUUGUAAACUUUGUAAUGUAAUUGCGCUGCAAGAAAUACGUAACAACGUCCUUGUUCUUUAAGCUUCAACGAAGACGAACUACUUCUUCCUCCCAUUUAUUUUCUCGUAGUACCAAAGGCCAUACAAAUAGUAAACAACUUUAGUUUGGGGAAGACUCUGUUGAUAAGUGUUUGUCAACGUUGUCAAAGUCAACUAUCUAAACGCUAUAAAAAGCGCUCGUGGUCGUGCGGAAUCGAAAAAUAGGUCGAAACAAAUUGGAGCAGCAACCGUGACCACCGUGUCGCGAUUUUUCUGUUCUUAGUCUGGACCGCCAGGAUCUUGGUUUUGAUCCGGCGAGGGCGGUUACAAGGCAGAAGGACCACACGGGAGCACAACUACAAGUACACGCGCGACCCGAUGAUCCUCCAUUGAUUUCGCAUACAAUCUCUAUUUCGUUUUCCACCUGUUACGUACACGGACACAACUGAAGACACCAGACCAACGAACAUUUUUAGAGCUCCUUCAGCACCAAAAUGAAGCUGAAUUACGACGUCGAGGGUGAAGAACUGCACGGGCAGGUGCACUACGGAGGUCAAGGCAGGACGAAUAUGCACUAUCUAUACGGCCGAAACUUCAACGAGAACCGCGAGAGUUUUUGCCAGAUGGACGAAGAUGUUGAUCGCCAACAAGAUGAGCUCGUUCUGCUCUGCUUUGCGGACGUUCGGGAUCGCGACCGGGUGCACGACGACUGGACGCGCAACGAAGACGAUUUACCUGGUGCGAUCAAUCUGGAGUUCACGGCGAAGUCGUCGUUUAUUGCGAGCAGUUGUAGUAGCCUGAUGGGGGUUCAUCAACGAGGUGGCUAUAGUGACGUCGAUGUUUGCUCUGCUGGUGUUCACGCCCCAGUCAAACUAGCCUUUGUUCAGCCGCCGGGAGAGGUGCAGCACAGCUUGAGACACGGUAUAUGAAGUUGAUGCCCAGCACUUCGUACAUUGGUUUGGGCCGUAUUUUGAUUUGUCCUUUACUCGCAGUGCCUCCUAUUAUUUUCGGCAAAGAAUCAAAACAUUCGACGCAGAGUUAGCAGGACUUGAAUAAGUUGAAUUUUUCCUUUCGCAGGCAUCUGUGUAGUUGUACGUAGAUAUGUGGUGAAACGAACCCCAAAUAACAAUAAGCCGCAAUUCAACUACAGCCUCCGCGCACCUGACUUACCGCAACGCCACCAAGCCGGGGUCUUUUCAGCGAACGGAAGUCGUGUCCUGCAAGCCGAUCGAAAACCUGAAGCAUGAGGAGGAGGCCCUCCCACUCAAACUCUCCUUCGGCGACUUUCACGUCAACCGCUUCAGCCACAAGGUUUUUGCCAUCGGGAAGCUCCAGUUUCAGCAUGAAGGAACUAGUACACAUGGUCCUGCUGGUGGUCUGGUGAGCAAGUCGCUGUCCACCAGUUGUACCCCUCCGGUGGUUUCACACCACAGAAGUUCUUUCAUCCACAAUGCAAAUGUUGAAACCUCUUCGGGGGACCAUGACGUGACCGGGCGGAACAGUCGGCGGACCAGCGGGUGCUAUUCGUUUUUCAACUCGAACUCGACGAACUCAAACCCAAACUCGCAUCACUCGAAUUCGGGGAUGUUCAUCCAUGGUGGUAGUGGAGGAGCUCCUGGUGGUGCUCCUUCCUCGAGGCAUUCCUCCUUCUACACAUCGGCGUCGCAGAGCAAUUUCGGCGGUGGAGCAGCACCGCACAGCACGGUUUUGUACACUGUGGCCCUUUGCCCGGUCGAGGAGAUGAGCACAACAAGAACAACUCCUUGCACCAACAAGAACAUUGGCGGCCGAAUAAAUCACCACGACCUUCCCAGCAGCAGCAGAGACGAUACUAGCGCCCGCCGUUUGUCCUCCAAUCUAAACUUCUACUCCUCCACGUCCUCCCUCUCCAACUCGAACCUGGUUCACCACGACAGGGCGGCGCAACACGCAGUAGACCAGAGAAGUCCAUCCUUCGUCCGUUCUACGGCGCAACACGCAGACCAGAGAAGUUCAUCCUUCGUCCGUUCUAGUCACCACUUGAGCGCGGCGGCAGCGACGCCCCGGCGAAGCACGACAACGAGUGGGUUGCCGCCGAGAAUCAGCAUUGGACGAGGACGCGCCACAACGACGUCGGGAGUGACUGUCAGCAGUGCUGGAGCUGCUGCGCCUGCGGGAGCUGCUCAAACAGGCACUUCAUCUACGACCCAAAGAGCGUCUACUUCUCAGGUUGGCGUUGGGGAGGCUCAGUUGCAUAGUAGUGCUGUUGGGGGGAAGAUCGGGAUGAUGAACGUGAACGUCGCGGAGCAAGAACAAACUUCCGCGACGCCAGCUCCUGUGCCGAAGUUCAAUUUUGACAACUUGCUCUUGGAGCACAUGUCCUCGUCUUCGGGGACGGAGACGAAGCCGGGUGCUGCUGGUGGUGACAGCAAGGUCGUGAAUAAAGGCGGAAGAGCACCUGCUAAGAAGCCCUCCCGAAGUGUUGAGCUUGAGCAUGCUCCCACUCUUCUUGAAACGACGCCUGCUUCUGCUACAACUCCUAGUACCAGUGUGAGCAACACGACAGCUAAGGGUCGGGGUCGGUCCAGUGUUGUUUCCCUUGCUGGUGGCUCAGCAAAAGGAAAGGACACUUCUAGAAAAGAAAAGCACCCUCCUGCUACUACGCAGCUUCCGCGGGGCUCGAAAGGAAACAUCAUGUCCAGCCUGACAACUAUUCCUGAUAGCAGUAGUGCUGGUGCUGCUCGCGUAAAUGAGAUGGCCGGUUAUAGUAGUCGGGUUGCUGAUCACGACGAAUCUGUUGCCGCCCAUAGCCGCAGCUCGCGCGGCCUGUCCUCCGCAACUCUGGACCAGCAGCACCACAAAGGGAGCGGAAAGCAGGCCCGGGUGUCAUCAUCGAAAGGCGGUUUCAUUGGAAGUAGUGGUGGUAACAAGAACCCUGCUCUACUUCACCAGCAUUCGCAGCGUGCGUCGUUGUCGUCAAAUAAGGGCGGUGGAGGAAAUAUGAAUAUCAACCCAGCGGUCGCCAGUACAGUCGGCAGCUCCUUCAUGCAGCAGCAAAAAUCUUCUGCGUUCGACCCCAGAUUCCCAGCUGACGGCGUGAUCAGUUUACACAAGAAGCGCACUCCAGUUGCACGGAUCUCGAUGCCGACAGCUUCUACUUCCACUACUGCUCAUGAUGCUCCUGCUGCAGUACAACAGCAGCAGCCAGGCGCAGCUGCUGGCACGGUGCCACAUCAGCUCAGUUGCCCCGCUUCGCUGCAGCAGCCGGCGUCUACUCGUCUCCUGAUGGUGGAGGUCGGAGCAACUAGCAGUAGCACCACAUCUUCAAGAACGGAAGAUAACAAUACAACAAACGCUCCUCUCGUACCCAAAACGCCAACGCCGAAACGCAGUUUGCAGACCGUUUCUUCCAACACGCCAAGUUCCACCCGGUGCCCACACGACACGCCGAGCAUGACUUUCUCGUCAGCUACAAGGGGGGCACUUUCGUCGGUUCCGCCUUCGCAGAGGAACACAAUCAGAGAGGAGGAGGAGCAAAUGCAGUUACAGUUGCAGCAUGGUUUUCACGACCGCGAAGCUGCUGUGGAUCUUCACGACUAUCACUUGCACAACCAUGCGGAGGAAGUGGAUGAAUUCGGGCACGACCAUGGAGUUGACAGGGAGGAGGAGGAAGAUAAUCCUCUCCUGCUGCUCGAUCAGAUCAAUGCCGACAAGAAUGAGAUAGAUCAACAGCUCCACCCCGAUGACGUUGCGAUCUACGGCCGAGAAUCGGUCAGCGCGUAUGACGAUGAUGUCAACAACGUCGUUGUUGGGCAAGAUCAGCAGGAGCACGAAACGGAUCGUCAAGAUCAACGUCGCCAAAGUCGUGAGACAAUGACGAAUUUGAUUCCCUUGCCGCCUUUCGGGCCGGUGAGUGAAGCGACGAUAUUAAUACCGUCUUGUAAUAAUUCCGCUCAACAACAACUACAUGACCUUGGUCAAGAACUACUCCAUCGAUACAGCAACCGCUUGAGCUGCAGUAGUCAAAAUGCAGUAUCGCUUCCCGGCGCAGAUCAUCUAUUUCCCGGAGCUGCACCAAACGUCGUGUCGCAGGACAAUGCCAUCAGCCGUGGUUCGACUGGAGACAGUGCCAGUGGAAACUUCUUCACAAGCAGCAGCAGCAACAUUCCCUUCAACAGCGCGAACGUGGAGAACGGCAGUAGAAUCAACGACAUCAUCCCGAGCGGAGUGACGCUCUUGGACGUCAUGAACGCGCUGAACAGUGUUAAUAAUGGUGGCAACAGUGCAAACAAUAAUCUUGCAAGCCUACACUCGAGCGGCAAUGUUUCCAACUUUUCGCACUCGAAUACAAACUCCUUGCAAAAUGUUGACGGUACAACCGCAAACGAUAAUUCUUCGUGUGCCUACAACCCCGACCGCGAGUCGAUCAGUGCGAGUGUCUCAGGAACUACUUCUGCGUCGAUUUUCGGACAACAGAUGCUGAUGAUAAAUCAACAGCAAAUCCACAGCAGUCACUCGUCAGCACACCACCUUCAUCUUCCUCUCGCUCCGUUCAACAGUUUGGCGAGCUGCAAUGCGACGAGCACGUUUAAUGGUGCCGCGAGCAAUGCAAAUACUGCAGGAAAAGAGGAAGACCAGGAGAUGCAUCAAGCUUCUUCCAGUACUACCACGCGCGAGAAGUCUUUCUUUGACAAUGUUCGACGAAGUGAAGAUUCCCAGCAGCACAGUGUGCAAAUCAAGUUUCCGUCGUCGAGAGAUCGAACAAGCGGCACGGCGAGCUCAGGGCCGGUCAUUAGUUUGAUUCCGAUUGGGGGAGGUGGACCGGAAGAACGGGAUCGUGGAAGCAGUGGUGCCAAUAACAGCGGCAGGGAUAUCCCGGCAAUGAUGAAUAGCGUGCUUGAUCAAAAACAGAAUCCGCACGGCUUUCAGGAGGAACUCCAACUCCUACCCCCCUGCUAUGCGAGGACCACGAUGGGCGCCGCCGCCGCGACGAACCCUCCAAACCCGAAUUUCAUCAUGCCUCCGCACCAGCCUUUUAUGCCCGCUACGGGUGGCAUCCUGGCGGGCGCCAUGAACCAGGCUAGGCUCAGUGGGCGUGCGCUCGGCGGCAGCGACGUGUUCAAGAAUGUCCGCGUAAGCAGUUGCAGUAAUAGUUCCGUGAUGAAUUACACUGGUGAUGCUGGUGCUGGAUUAGGAUUGAAUAUUCCAGCAGCUGAUAUAGAACCGCUUGUCUCCGGGGCUCGGCAAGUGUCUUCGUCCAGCUUUGUGUCUUCUACAACUUCUGGCGGUGCUGAUGGAGGUACUUCUAGUACAGCUCUCGCGCCGCAAGCGCAGCAAAUCCUCGAUCCAGCUGUCCGCGCUUCGGUAACGGAUCCGUUGUUACUUAACACGAUGACAAUUCUGCCACCGGGGGCGCUAGGGCUGUCUCCCGGGGUGGGGAGCCGUGGAGCCGUUCAUGAGACGGCGCCACCAGGACGAGCCGGUCGAAGUGACGGUGCUGUUCAAAUAAAUCGAAGCAUGAACAACUUGGGUGGAGGCGGAGCAAACACUUCUGGCACAGCUACAACAUGUAGCUCAACAUCUAGAACACAUGGACGAGAGCAUGAUGAAAAUAAUAAAAGCCUGCAGUACUCUCCGAGCUUCGACACGCCAACGGAGAUGACUGUUAUUUCCGGAGGAUCCACAGCUGAGCUUGGCUGCAGAAAAAUCAGUGGCGAUGCGCGCGCUAGUACUGUACGAAAGCAUAACUUCAGAAUCGAAGACGCUGAAGCGACAGUAUCGCCCAAUGUUGCUACUGGUACUACACCGAGCACUGUGCUCGGAGAGAAAGUGGCACUAGAAGACAAGACCGCGUCUGCGACUGCAAAUAGUACUGCUUCACAAAAGCAAGCGGACCACUUGAAAGUAUCCGAAGAAGAAAAUGAGAGUGACGAAGUGGAAAUUUGCCAGCACCGCUCAAGCAAGUGGGGCAUGGUGGUCAUGGUACCCUCGAGCAGGAGAAGCUCGCACAUUCACCGACCGUCGUACGCGAAGGGGUCGUUGCUACAGCAUCAAAGAUCGAAGUCAAUGAACUAGAAAUUUCAACAAGAACCUCUCUUUAGUCAUCACGCCCGACAUCAGAAAUUAUAAUCCGUUUCCAGAACUGCAAUUGGACGGGCUAUGCCGCAGAGUAUUUCUCUUAAGAUAAAAUACCCUUCAACACCACGUCGACCUUUCGUUAUCAUUACCUCUCUGUUACUUUAUUUUUUCCUAUAUUUGCCUGUUCCCGCUUUGCUUGUUGUCCAUGUAUGAUGUAUUGAAAAUAUUACUUGUGUACUCGUAAAAACAACUUCAACUAGCUCACGGACUGGAUGUAUUUCAACUUUUUGGUUUAUUCAAAAAGCCUGCUGUAGCACAACUGUUUCUAUUGCUACCAGCAGAGACCAGUACUUUUUUGCUUUCGACCGCAAGAACUCAAGAAAGAACUCAUUGAAAUCGUCACUCACUUGUUCCAGUUGUAUAGUACGCAGAAGCUACACCUAAAAGGCAUCAGAAGUACGCCCGGAUUCAGAGAAAUUAGGCCAUAGAUCAGGGCUCCGAGGUGCCGCGCAUGGUGUCAGCUCUUUAGUUUUACUUGUUACAGUGAAGAUCAGCAUGUUAUGCCGACAUUCUAUCCAUACCAUCCAGGAUUGGCUUGGGUAUAGGUCAUGCCUUUGGUCGGAGAGUGAGAUGAAGUAUUUAUGAUGUCUAUGGGUUGAAGUAAUAAUUACCUACGUGCUCUCGAGAACUACUUUUACUUUCACAACAGGAAUUGGAUGCGAAUAAAGAGACUUGUUAGCCUACCAGUAUCGCGUCUGCUGUGCAGUAGCGAGGGCAACGACCUACAGAUCUCUACUAGUAGAGAUCGCUCCUUCGCAAUCCGAUUUCUAUCAGAACCAGCCCGCGAAUAUUAGAAGCGAAAUAUUACAAACGUGAUAAGCUACCGACAUCCGAAAAGAGCAGGCACCUAUGAUUCAGCCAGCUAGUAGUGUCACCAGAACUUAAUGAAUUCUUGUGGAAAAUAAGAUCACAACACUCAUCUUCUCUAGAAGACUGGAUUUUUUGUGUACAUGUCAGUCAGAUGCUAUCUAACGAAACUUGAAGCAUAGGAGGAAUAGACUCAAGGAGCUUCUGCGCUACUAGCAUUUGCUCUGGCACAACCGGCAGCAAACGACUCAUCAAGCUCUGAUUCUUGUGUCAGGCCCAGAAAAGAAACUUGCACUUGCAGCAGGUGAGCAACUACUCGGCCUUGAGGAUACAGGAGAGCUUUUCUAUGCAUCUACUGCCGUGUGUAUUUAUUUCGUCGAUACAGCCUUCGGGCGUCUAUUGUGAUGGAAUGUUGGGUCCUUCUUGUAUAUGAUUUUUUGAAAUCGUUGAAACAGCUCGACAAUAUCUUUGCAGUUGCUCCUUCCCCAAAAUAUUAAAUGAGUGGGGACGGAAAUAUUGAUAGAUCGAUAUUAGAAAGGCAAAGUUUCAACAGACCUUGAUGCAGAAAAUGAGAAAUGCACCCUCCUGCAACUCCAAAACUAGGGCUCAUAAGCGUGUCUGGCGGAGUUUCGGACUUCUCAUCUCUUCUGCAAAAAUAUAUAUGCGAAAAUGAAAUUGAAAUCAUGAUUGGCACUACAACAGACCACUCCGACAUAAAGAACCAAGAAGCGACUUCUAGCCUUCUAUUUUUUCCCACUUCUGCUGUACGGCGAACUCCGACGGGAAGCGUGGAAAAA
Molecule: messenger RNA, 7827 nt
Organism: Amoebophrya sp. A120
Lineage: Eukaryota; Dinophyceae; Syndiniales; Amoebophryaceae
Source: the annotation of a GenBank genome assembly